This is a messenger RNA of Caenorhabditis angaria, 5517 nucleotides long. The record is from the annotation of a GenBank genome assembly. NCBI's taxonomy places the organism in Eukaryota, Metazoa, Nematoda, Chromadorea, Rhabditida, Rhabditidae.
AUGAGUUUCUAUUGGCAGCAAGCUCUUCAAAAGCAACAACAACAACAACAACAAAACACGGGAUAUCAGCAACAGGAUCCACAGUUCUCGUCAAACAAUCCGGGACAAUGGGAUUAUAUAAACCUAGGUGGAGCACCAGCUCAACAAUAUCAAUGGAAUCCAAAUCAGAAUCAACAACAAAAUUAUCAUAAUACUCAUCAACAACCACCUCCUCAGAACGGGAUGAAUCCACCACAACAAAAUCAACAUCAGGUUCAGAAUCAGUGGACUCAGGGUCAAGCAACACCGGUUGAGCAUACACCAUUAUUGCGGCAACAGCCUCCACAAAAUGCUGCAAUUCCGAAUUUAGGAAAUUAUUCUGCUCCUAGCUCGAAAGAAGUGACACCAGAACCUGCGCAACAGAACUGGAAUCAAGCAAGUUAUCAAGUUGAGCAGCAGUGGAAUCAAAAUCACAAUCAAAGUCAGAAUCAAGUUCACAAUUAUCCAGUAGAAGUUAAAGAAGUUACUCCUGAACCCGUUUAUCAACAAACUCAACAGCUUGAAGUUGUGGAUCCAGUUCCAACAAAUUUUCAACAAUGGUCGCAACCUCAACCUCAACUUCAGCCUCAAGAUCAAAUCGUAUCCUCCAAAGAAGUAACACCUGAACCUCUGUUAUAUCAUGGAACCCAAAUUUAUCCCUCCAAAACAUCAUCCAAAGAAGUCACACCAGAACCAACUCAGGUAGUGCCAACUAAAGAAGUGACACCCGAACCAGCACAUCAUCCGACACCAACAGCGCCGCCACAAGAGCAACAAUUCUCUGCGCCACUACCAACGGUUAGUUUUGUUUUUCUGAAUACCCGUGGUUAUUGGCUAUUUUGUUUUUUCCCUUUGAGUUUUACCGUGCUGAGCAUGAUAAUUUUUGUGCCUGAUUUAACUGUUUAGGAGAAGCCGCUCACUGUUCAAUCACAACCAGAAAUACAAGAAAAACCGAAGAACGAAAUCAAAGUGACACCAUCCUCCUCCGAAGAUGAUUGGGAAAAAGCGGAUUUGGAGGUUCAGGCGGUUGAGGUAAGAAAUGAUGUAGUAAUGUUUGGUAAUGAUUUUCCUUACUAAAAACGCAUGAAUAAAAAAAUAGCAGGAGAAGUUUCGAAAUUUUAAUUUUUUUCCAGAAAGAACAACCAAACGGACAAGCUGAACAGCAAGUUGAAGGUAAUUUUUUAGAGGGUGGGGGAUUUCAAGAGAGAUUUUGAGCCCUUAAAAUAGUAAAGAAUUAUUUUUGAAAAUCUGAAACAAAUUGAGCCAAUUUUUUUUUCCAAAAUAGCAUAAUUUGUAGCUUGUACAAUUUCAAAAAAAAAAAUAAAUGGCCACAAAAUCUCCCUUUAAAUGAUUCUGCCUCCUGAACUCUAAAAACUGUAUUUUUUUCCAGAAAAUUCAAGAGAAUCUUCAUUGGGUGGAAGUUGGUCAAAUGAGCAAGCACCACAAGUUGAGGAAUCAUCAAGAAGAGUGACUCCAGACAAACCUGCGUUGAAUUUGACGACAAGUCCGGGAGAAGCACAAGCCACUAGCACACCGAAAGAUUUUGAGAAGUGAGGUUUUUCUCUUGAAAUUUAAAAAAUUAUUUGAUUUUUAUUUCAGAAGAGGAAGUGUAUCGUCUCAAAGAACAUUGGAAGCAGAAGUGUCUACCAUUGAUACUACUUUUACUCAAAAGAAACAUGAGGAGGAAUCUGGAAAUAAUAGUGAUAGUACACUUGCUUCGAAUCAAGCACCAAUUGAAAGAGGAAGUAUUCGAGCGAGUUAUCGUAACUACAAACAACAAUACACUGAGAUAUUGAAGCGAUUGAAUGGUUAUCGAAUUGAUAAAAAUCGUGCUGAUUUCCGACCAUCUUCAAAAUUGGGAAACCCACUUCUUGCUGCUACUGAAAGUUUGACGGGGCCAAUUCGAACUAAAUCAAUGAGACUUGAUGGUCGAACAUCUGUACCACUCCCACAAUCACAAAGUUAUAACGAUGAUUUGUGUUCUGAAUCUGGUAGUCAUCGACGACAUCGAGUCAGUCGAUUAGAAUCUGGUAGAUCAAGUGCGAGACCACAAUACGGUUAUGAUUCAUCGAAUCAAUCAAGUAGUGCUGUUCAACAAGAUGUGAGAAGAUAUCAAGGAAGACAUAGUGUAAUGGGAAUACCAUAUCGAAAUCAUUAUGCUGCCGAAAGAUUCUCUCCACAAUAUCCAGAGGGGAGUAGCUUAUCUGAAAGCGAUGAAGAUGAAUAUAAUGAACCACCAAAUGGUAGUUAUCAAGGAUAUGAUUAUGAAAUGAGUUAUCAUAGCAAUGUUUCACAAAAAAGUCAAAGAACUUCGAAUAUUGAAGGUCCCGAAUACUAUUAUUUUGGCGUGGUUCAUAUUGCAAUUGUGAGUUUUUUGUGAUUGAUGAGAAAGAAAAUUCAGAAAUUUGAAAAAAAAAACUAUUUUUUUAGGAAACUGUUCAACAAAUCUUGGAACAAUCUCCACCACCAGAAUCUUAUUGGGCCCUUCCACCAAUGGAAAAAGCUGCCUACAUGUUUUAUGCUGCCAUUUAUAAAGCGCAAUACCGUGAUACUCACGAGUUCCACAAACUCUUCAAUCGUGAAUAUUUCAAAUAUGUUUGUGCUGGAGAUGCACCGGAUGUUGCAUUGUACAAAGUUUGUAAAUCGAUUCAAGAUCAAUAUGUUGCGCGAAUGCAAGAGAAACAAAAACAAGCCGCUUAUGAAGCAUCGCAAAAACAAUAUUUGAGUGAUGAUGGAAGUCAAGAUAGGUCAGUUCAAUUAAUUUUUACUGGCCAUUGUGUAAAAGAUUUGGGCUCGAUUUUUCAGUGAAGAAGAUAUUGUAACACCGGUACAUCCAAAAAGUAUAAUGAGAAGGUUUGAAAAUCCCCCUGUUUUUUUUCUGUUCAGAUAAUGGGAUUCUUCUGUUACUGGGUUUUUUCGGGAUACCUCUGUUUAUGUCUACGUUAUUUUGGGAAAGUUAAUUUUUCAUCAAAAAAUCAUUUUUUAGAUACAGUGAAAGUGCAAGUCUUUAUGAAAAUGAUGAUAUCAAUUCAAGUAUCGCAUCCGGAUUAUACUUCAAAGGACCUGCAAAAUUCACCGCACCACAUGCUUUUCUAACAUUUGGAGUUGGCGGAAGAACAGUUUCAGUUCAACCAGAUAAAUCAAUUUCUGUAGUGAAUAUUGAUGAUAUGAAAUCGUUUUUGAAAGAUGCUGCAACUCUCAAAAUUCACGACAUGCUUUACUCAUUCAAGGGACCUUUGAUUCCUAAUCAAUCACCAGCACAUACUGUCAGAUUAUUCAUUACAAAACAGAUUGAGGCUAUUAAACGCUCAGAUGUUGCAAUUGAAAAUCGUUAUGCAAAUGAUGUCGUUGAAUCAUUAUUAGUUUGGCAAUUGUUGGAGAUGAUGGUGAAGCAACAAGGAGUAAGUUCAGACAAUACCCAGAAAUUCAACUUUUCAUUUUAACAUUUUUAGAACGUGACUGGUCCAGAUAUUGCCGAACUUCUGCUGUCUGCUUCGAAUUUCAAGGUUGAUACCCAAACUGCUCCACCAACUGCAGAUAUAGGACAAGCUCUCGGACAAUUCACUUCUUGUCUUCUUGGUGGACAUGUUGAUGUGGGUUUUUUCUCACAUUCAGGAUUAGGCUAAUAUAUGAAUUAGAUUUUAUGAAUUUAGAUAGUUGUUGUUAAUAUUUUGAACAAAAAAAUUCAAAAAUGUAAUUUUUAGGAAGCCGUUGAAUGUGCGAUACGUCACGGUUUAUUCACCGAUGCUCUUAUUCUCACUCGCCGUCUCUAUCCAAACGAUUCACAAAAAGUGCUCGAAAUCGAAGAACGCUUCCUUCAAACUCGUUCAAUGAAUAAUCCAGUCAACACUUUGGUUUCUGUUGCAAAUGGAAUUAUUCCACCAGUUAUCACUGAUCCACUUCUCGAUGAUUGGAGAACACAUGCUGCAAUCAUUUUGGCUAACUUGAAUCAAAAAGAGACUGCAAUGAAUACGAUUUAUCAGUUGGCAAGAGCAUUGAGAGAUCGCGAUUAUCAUUCUGCGGCUGAUUUUUGCUUUAUGGUUGUUUGCAUUUUGGCUGGAAUUGAUCCAUUUGUUCCAGUUAAAGAGACGUAAGUCGCGACAAAUCAUGUUUUUGGGAAAACAAACGAUAAUAUUUUCAGAAAUGGUGAUGGAUUCUCCGCCAAUAUUUCUUUGGUUCAUUCAGCUAUCCCAGAUGACGAUGGAUUCGAUCUUGAUCGUGAACAUUGUGGAUUUUUCAUCACUGAUCUUCAAGCAACUGAAAUCUUUGACUACGCGCUUCGAUUAAAACCCGAACGUGGAGAUUCCCCACUGUCGAGAUGUGUUGGAUAUCAAACAUUCCGAAUGACUUAUGCAAAACUUCUUGCGACACACGGACUCACCACUGAAGCCUACAGGUAUGUUAGAAAAUUAUUGAGGUUUCUCUUGAUCUAAAUUUUUUUCAGAUAUUGUGUUGAGAUUGCAAGAUCUGUGUGGAAUCAAUACACCAAUUACAAGAUGGAAGAUUUGAUCGAACUUUGUGAUUUAGCCGAAUCUCUUCAUUAUGUUGCAUCAGCUGAUCCUUCGGAAAUUGGAUGGAUUUCUCAACUCCGCACAAUGUGUCAAACUGCUCUCUAUCCAGCUCAAAAUUUAGCCACUACCAGCGCUAUUUCAACAUCAACUUCCAGUUCAUCUACAAUUGCAAAUCCAGUGCAACCCGCAAUCCAGGAACAAUAUAUUGAACCUGCUCCAGUUUCAAAAGCCGAAGAUCCACCUACUCCUGAACCUCCAGUCAUCAAAGCUGAAGAAAACUUGGUUGAUUGGAAUGCAGCUCCAAUAAUUCCAGAAGUUCAGGAGAAGCCUGAGAUUAUUGAACAACAAAUGACACCUUAUCAACAUCACCAGCAACCACCAAAGGAAGAGACUGUAGAGGAACCUGCACAAUGGGAUCAGGGAUAUCAGCAGCAGCAACAACAAGAACAAUAUCAAGAAGAAGUUGCUCCACCACCACCAGCUCUUCCAGUUGUGCCAAUUGAGGAACCAGCUCCACCAGCUGCAGCGCCUCCUGUAGCUGCACCUCCCUCUGCAGCUCCAGGAACAUCCGCACCAUCUGGUUUCCGAGCUGUCCGAGGCGCUUCACGAUAUGCUAAUGCCGCAAGUGCUCCAGCAGUUGCUCCAAUGUCAUUUGGAUUUAUGCCGCAAGCACAAGGUGGGUUUGAGAAUUCUCAAGAAGUUGGGGGAAAAUCAUGUCCUCUGAAAAAAAUAAGAUAAGUUAGCAGAAUGAAUAAAAAUGUCAUUCGAAAUUUUAAUCGAGUUAUUGAAAAAUUAUCUUACACUUAAAAACUUUUACCACAACAAAAAUCGAUAAUUUCCCAGAGGCUCACAGCCGCUGUUCACACUUUCUCAAGCACCCAAACAUUUUAUUUUUAUUGCAGAUAAUGAUGAUUCAUUUGAUCCAUUUAGUGGUCAAGCAAAUCCAACGAUUCAACAAAAUCCAACAAAACCAUCAGCUGAUGAGUAA